This is a messenger RNA of Folsomia candida, 1694 nucleotides long. RefSeq lists its product as uncharacterized. The record is from RefSeq and is a predicted model, not a curated record. Gene Ontology annotation, molecular function: long-chain-alcohol O-fatty-acyltransferase activity; diacylglycerol O-acyltransferase activity. The coding region runs from base 98 to 1648 and encodes 516 amino acids. Gene Ontology annotation, cellular component: plasma membrane. The transcript has 3 exons. Gene Ontology annotation, biological process: triglyceride biosynthetic process. Lineage: Eukaryota; Metazoa; Arthropoda; Collembola; Entomobryomorpha; Isotomidae.
UACCACAAAUUCAUAGCAAGCUUUGCCUUACAACUUUUCUCAUUCGGACACAGCAAGUUGUAACGAUCGCGUCUCGAACUUUUAUCACAUCGCAAAAAUGGAGAGAAAAACUGAUAAAGGAACCGAUGUCGUGUUCAAAUUCUUAAAAAAACUGGGAUACAAUUUGUGUGUUUCACUUCACGCCAUUGUACUUUUUAUCCUGUUUCCCAUCUUCCUCCUCCUAUUCCUGCCAAUGUGGCUAACACGGCAAAGUGUGAAGUUAUUGGCAAAAGUAAUCCGUCCAGAUUUAUGUGAGAUGGUAACAUGUGGAACGAGUACAUGUGCCAACGCCAACGGAACCGAGGACAAUCCGAGGAUGGUAACUCUUGUGGAAUUAUUGUUUAGAGACCAACUCGACUUUGAACAAGUCGUGAGGGAGUUUAAUUCUCGAGCCGUGGAGAAAGUGGACAACGAGGGGUCGAUGGUGUACCCCAAACUCAAGCAGCGUUUGACCUCAUGGCUUGGCAUCUGGUUUUGGACCAAGGACGACACGUUCGACAUAAAAAAACAUAUCACUUGCUCCACGCUGAACAAAGAUUUUGUGACGGAGCAAGAUUUACGUCUUGUGGAAGAGCAAUUGUUGAGCAAACCCUUCACAAAGAGGGCAAGUCCGUGGGAAAUGCUCGUCGUUCCAAACACUCGCCUUUCACCCGAUUCAUCUCACCGUCAUCACUCCUGCCCCGAUUUUUCACCAGCCUUCUUAACAACAACGAUAAUUUUUCGAAUCUCACACAUCCUAGCGGAUGGUUACUCUGUAAAGAAACUGUUGGAGGCCGUGAGCACGGGCAAAGCCUGUCCCAAGCUCAAGAUAAAUUAUCCGUCGAAAAGCCUCUUUCAAAAGUUUGUCUUUCCAUUCAAAUUCUACUUCACGAUGGCAGAAGUUCAAAUUCUCUCCAUGAUGAACUUUCCUUUCAAAACGAGGGAUGUUGAAAAGUCAAAAGUUGAUUCACUCCAAAGUUCGGACGUAAUUCCGAUCGAAACUAUACGAGGGAUCAAGGAACGGUACGGAGUCAGCUUCACCAGCGUGCUCAUCAGCAUUGCCACCGGGACAUUUAGAAAGUUGGCGAUCAAGAACGGAACUGAACUCACCGAGUGGAUGCCUUGUGCCAUUCCUCUGCCAAAACCUGGGCAUCCAGACGGCUUAACAAAUCAUUUCACUCUGGCCGUCAUGCCGCUUCCGAUUGGAAUUGAGAAUCCAGUACAACGACUCCGGAUUUGUCAUAGAGAACUUUUAAAUCUGCGAUCGUCGGCGUAUCCCGCAUCAGCGGCCUGUUUCAUGACCGUGUUUGGAUCAUUUUUCAAUAAAGUGGGUGAAAUAAUUGGCAUUAACACAUUUUCUGCCGUCAACAUAUCCUACUUGCCGAGUGGGCUGGAGAAUAUUUCAUUUCUGGGCGUGGACAUUAUUGGCCAAACUUUUUGCAUGCGAGUUCAAAAGGGAUCUAUCGGAGCUGUGAUUGCCAUUUCCAGUUAUAAGGAUCGAAUCCAAAUGCAUGCCACCGUCGACACCAAUGUCGUGCCAAAGGAGAUCAUGACAGACUUUGAAACUAUAAUCAAGCAGGAAGUUGCAGGAUUGAAAGAGCUGAACGGCCACAAUUAUCGUGAUGUCUAAUUCAAUGAAACACAUGAAAAUAAAGCAUCAUAAUUUAAUUUAAAGA